AAGUGCGCGCGAAGCGUGGCGGGUGCAGCGACUGGGGGGGCUAAAAGCGGCGACCUGCUGUCCCCAGGUGAGGCACUUUGGGACACAAUGGCGCUGAGAGUGUUCAAGCUGCGCGUCCUGGUUGAAGCGCUUGUCCUGCAGAUGACCAUCACGGCCGUUUUCACGGUUCCGGAGCGAGUGAAAGUGAAACAAAACCAGAGGUACAUCGGGGUCAAGAGCGGAGUGAGCGUGAACUUCAAGUGCUACAUAAGCAAGCCUUACAAGAUGGAGACAGUGCGAGUGCAGUGGUCGAGGCAGCACACUGACAAACCUGUGGAAUACCUCCGCACACACGACAUCCCCUGUGCCAACGGAACCGUCCUCGUCACCCGUUACCGGCAGCCGAAGGUGACCAUCGCGCAGAGCGGCGUGUAUUACUGCAGUGUGCUCCGUGGUGGAAAUCUAACGGAAAACGGCAUGGGCACGGAGCUCAAGGUCUACGGUUUCAUGAAGGCAACAGAUAUGAGGAGCAAACACACCAUGAAGGAAGCCAUCAUUUUCAUGCAGAUGUUCCUUCUGCUGGCCAUUUUGAUUGUGUCUGUGGUUGUAACGCUGGGUAAAAUGAGAAACAAAGCGGAUCCCGAGGAAUACAAUGAAGAACACACUUAUGAGGGACUGGAAAUCGAGCAGAUAGCCACUUAUGAAGACAUUGACACCGUGCGGCAAAUUGCAAAUGCCAAGUGGACCCACGGGGAACACCCUUGUGAAGAAUGAGCCCCCAAAUGCCUCCGGCUGGGGCUUUUACACGCUGAUUGAAGAAGGGUGGUCUUGUGCUUUCUGACAUCACAUCGCCUGCCAAUCAUGUAGCCCAAUGAUGGACAUGGCGUCGUUCUGCUGUCCCGCUGCAAGAGAGCCUUCAAGGCCACUGCUGCCUACGCCUUUGCUGACAGAGCGUCAAUAAGCUAAAACUGCGUUGGGGGAAUUUGGGGGAAUUGGGUGGGAUGGGGGGGUCAACUAGUUAUCGAAAGAUAAUAGACAAUAAGUUGAUAGACCGUGUUCAGUUUAGUACAAAAUGACUUCUAGCCCAAGUAGAGUGUCGAUUCAGGUGUUCUGUUACAAAGACAUAAAGACACCCUGGGGGUUCAGACUGCCACCUGAUGUGUUUUAAACAAACACUCGAUAAUCAGGGCCGGCUAGAUGUUCACCCGGGGUGGCAAAAUUUGGGCAUUUAAGAAACAAUAACAUAAAAUAAAAUACAGACCUACGAACACUCACACUCAAUACAACUGCCCAAUUAUAUUGUUUAAUACGAUUUUUGCAUACUAGCGAUGUUUGAUCUUAACGUCUGAUGACCUACACGAUCCAACAAUAACACAAACACCAACAAUGACACCAUAAAAAUAAAUAAUAGCAAUAAUGUAUCAUAGAAGACACUGACAAUGGCAAAACAAAACUGAACGAUCAAAUCGGCCACCCGGACUGCAGCUCUCGAAUGCACUGCACUGCUAACUGUGUUCAUCACCCCAGUGGGCUCCCAUUAAAACUUGUGUUAUUACUUGUGAAGUAUCGUGGUGACAUUCGCUCUUGGCUCGCUUAAGUUGUUCUCCAUAAUUCAUCUCUCGUGGGUAGAAAAAAAAAAACAGAGGUUGUGCAUCGAUGGGACGUUUAUAUUGCGUUGUUUGCAUAUGUGAGAAUACAGAAAAUAGGAAUUUUUGCCCGUGUUUCUUAUCUAUGGAUAAUCAUAAUACAUCAGUCUCAUUGAAUUUUGUGAUAAUAUAAAGUCUCUGAGUUUAUUUUAUUCAUUGAAAUGACAUUUACGUGUUGUGGUGCGACAUUUGUAGGAUCGAAACUAAGCGGUCACCAUCAGCGUAAUGUACAGGUUUGGCUGAAGGUGUAAACAGAAACCAAGAAAACAGUUUAUUACAGUGGAAGUGAAAAUAUCAUUCUUUAGAAAAAACAAAGGGGCACUGCCCCCUGCUCACUUCGCUCGCCAACCCCCAGCUAUGGGUA
This is a messenger RNA of Erpetoichthys calabaricus (reedfish), 1989 nucleotides long. It is a transcript of the gene cd79b, whose product is annotated as CD79b molecule, immunoglobulin-associated beta. Bases 88 to 753 code for a protein of 221 amino acids. Lineage: Eukaryota; Metazoa; Chordata; Cladistia; Polypteriformes; Polypteridae. The transcript is spliced from 5 exons. Gene Ontology annotation, cellular component: external side of plasma membrane; B cell receptor complex. Gene Ontology annotation, biological process: B cell receptor signaling pathway; B cell differentiation. The record is from RefSeq and is a predicted model, not a curated record.